Leguminivora glycinivorella is the source of this 1600-nucleotide messenger RNA. Its product is annotated as C-type mannose receptor 2-like. Bases 4 to 966 code for a protein of 320 amino acids. The record is from RefSeq and is a predicted model, not a curated record. NCBI's taxonomy places the organism in Eukaryota, Metazoa, Arthropoda, Insecta, Lepidoptera, Tortricidae. The transcript has 7 exons.
UUGAUGAUUUUAACUGCAAAAAUGACGAUAUAUUUUUUUAAUAGUUUUUGUGUGUUUGUAUUAUUAUUCUAUGGAGUCGAUGGGAAGUUUCGCAAUGACUAUGAGUUUUACGACCAAGCAGGAGGUUGGUUUAAGAUGCACGAGGUUCCGGCUACAUGGAACGAUGCCUGGUAUAGAUGUUUCAGAGAAGGUGCUGUCCUUGCAUCCCCUGAAAAUGGAAAUCUGCUUUCCACUAUGAAGUCUCUAGUAGCUCAGCAUACCAAAUCCUGUGGCGUAUAUACUGGGAUUCACGCCACAUUUUCUAAAGGGGACUAUUAUUCCAUUGAAGGUGUCCCGCUAUCAAAAAUCCCCGUGUCCUGGGCCCCGGAUGAACCGGACAACUUCCAAAACGGCGAAGCCUGCAUCAUCAUGCUGCUGAAUGGAACAGUGGCAGACGUACAGUGCACUGACGUGUACCCUUACCUCUGCUUUAAGAAGAAGACUAAAAACAUGUUUAUGGGCGCGUGCGGCACGCUUGAUACAGAAUACACCUUCGACGCACGGACCGGCAGUUGUUACAAGUUCCACCGGCUGCCUCAGACCUGGCCCCGAGCCUUCGCCGCGUGUUCAGGCGAAGGCGGUCACUUGGCUAUCAUCAACAGUGACCUGGAAGCUCAGGUUAUCAAGGAUCUGUACGCUAAGAACCCUGACUCCACCAUGCCGGGCAACUUCGUGAAGCAUUCUUCUCACAUCGGCCACUGCGACUGGGACGAGAGGGGACUGUGGCUUACUAUUCAUGGUCAAACGCUUAAAGAAGCUGGUUAUGACAAAUGGUCCAAUGGGGAGCCAGCCAACUCUACGCAAGGCUCUACAGGCCAAUACUGCGGCGCCGUCCACAGACCUGGCACUCUCAACGAUGUGUGGUGCAACCUGCCCACUCCCUUCAUCUGUGAGAAAGCACCUGACAGCUUGGUUGAUGACGAAUAGGCAUGGGAGAAAGGGCUAUUAAUUUUAAAUUUAGGGGCAUUUGCGUGUUCCAGGGUUAGCCAAUUUAACUCGGGGUUAAUCCAUAGUAAUAUUAUAAAUGGAAAAGUGUGUGUGUCUGUUUGUUUGUCCGUCUUUCACGGCAAAACGGACCUACGAGUUGACGUGAUUUUUUAAGUGGAGAUAGUUGAAGGGAUGUAAAGUGACAUAGGGUACUUUUUGUGUCUUUCUAACGCGAGCGAAGCCGCGGGAAAAAGCUAGUCGUUUAUAAAGUAGAAUUUAUUCGGUAUUAAUUCCCGUUUAACAUAGAGUUUGUAGUUGUUUAACCCUGGAACGUGCAAAUGGCCAUUAGAAUUAUUACAGUAGAUGAAUCUGAACAAAUUUUUUGUACGUAUUUUUAUUUAUCGAGGUCAAGUUACAAUAGUUAUUAUAAUAUUUUUUUCUAUCAAUAAAGGUUACCUUAUAACAUUUCACUAUUUUUUUGCUCGUUAAAGUCUGCGACCAUUUUAUCUGAAACAAAGGGGGUAGAUUUUUGAAGAUCGAACAGCACGGUUUUGUUACUCAAGGUGUGUAGCUCGGAAAAAACGACCGAUAGUUAGAAAAUUUUACCUUGUUCCAUACAAAAUACUGGCUAAAG